This is a messenger RNA of Cylas formicarius (sweet potato weevil), 1626 nucleotides long. RefSeq names its product soluble calcium-activated nucleotidase 1. The transcript has 3 exons. Gene Ontology annotation, biological process: proteoglycan biosynthetic process. Gene Ontology annotation, molecular function: GDP phosphatase activity; calcium ion binding; UDP phosphatase activity. The coding region runs from base 138 to 1325 and encodes 395 amino acids. The record is from RefSeq and is a predicted model, not a curated record. Lineage: Eukaryota; Metazoa; Arthropoda; Insecta; Coleoptera; Brentidae.
UUGAAAAGUUAGGUUACGUGUGAUGUGUUCCACGUCAAAAACCACCAACAGCGAUGAAAAAACCGUUUACGUAGAAGCGCGUCAAGUCACACAGCCCUGCUGUAAUGUUGUGAUAUAGUUUUAAAAGUAUUUAGGCAAUGGACAAGAACGUUAGGUUAAAUUUGUUGAACGAAGAUGAGACGGUUUCAGCGCGCGAGUGGCGAAAAGCGCUCCGGUCUCACCCAACUUACCGGAUCGUUAACAAAACUAUAAGGGGCCAGACACAGUUUAUAAGCGUCGUAGGUUUUACUGGAUUGUGCGUCCUAAUCGUAUUGUAUAUGUAUCCAAGAAGAGGCUCUUUUGGUUUACGCAGCCCUGCGAUUAGCACAUAUAACUACACGUAUCCGUUAACUAGGCCUAUUAGGACGAGCAGUUUGCAUAGUUUUCGUAUAGGCAUUAUUGCGGAUUUGGAUACAAAUUCGAAAAGUGAUCAGGAAAAAAACCAGUGGCACUCGUUCUUAAAGACGGGCUAUCUCAGUUAUAACCCUGCCAAUCACGCUGUUGUCGUUACUUGGGAUAGAUCCGAUGUUAGGCAAUUGAAAAACAGCUACGCCCUUAAAGGGCGAGGUAUGGAGCUGUCUGAGCUUGUGGUGUUUGACGGAAGACUUCUGACCUUCGACGAUCGCACGGGUAUUAUAUUUGAGAUUGUUAACGAAGUACAAAUGAUUCCGUGGGUCUUGUUAACCGACGGUAACGGAAAGUCGGCAAAAGGAUUCAAAUCUGAAUGGGCAACUGUUAAAAACGAACUUUUAUAUAUAGGAUCAAUGGGUAAAGAGUGGACUACGGCUAGCGGGGAGUUUGAAAGCCACGAUCCGCAGUAUAUUAAAAUUGUUACCACCCAAGGACAGGUUACCCAUGUGAAUUGGGUAAAAGAAUACAAUCGGUUACGUGAAUCCCUUGGGAUUUACUGGCCAGGUUACAUGAUCCACGAGAGCGGCGUUUGGUCUGACGUCCACAAGCGUUGGUUCUUCUUGCCUCGUAGGUGCAGCAAAGAGCAAUACAACGAGUCUUUGGACGAAAGGCGCGGUUGCAACGUCCUCUUGUCGGCAGACACUAACAUGUAUGACGUAAAAGUCGUGCAACUGGUCAACUCUGUCAACACGCGAGGAUUCUCAAGCUUCAAGUUCGUUCCCACGUCGAACGAUUAUGUGAUAGUGGCGCUCAAAACCGAAGAAGUCAAUGGCACAACCGCAACAUACAUAACGGCUUUUACCAUUGACGGCGAAAUACUCCUGGACGACUCGUAUAUUUCCGACUUGAAAUACGAAGGGAUCGAAUUUAUUUAGCAUUCCGCUCAAGAAAGUUAUUGUAUAUAUGGUUCCAUUGUUUUUGUAAAUAAAUUUGUAAAUUGAUCGUUUCGCCGAGUAAGUAAUUUAUUGCGAAAAUAUAAAGCAAUGCUCCGAAUUGGCGUCUUAUUUCAAGGAAUUUUAUUCUUUCCCUAAAACAAAAAAUAAUUUCCACAAAAGCCCCAGGAUUGGAGACAAUCGCUUAACCCCAUUUAGCGAUGACUAUUAUUGGUUCAUAAUUUUGCUGCAAACUGUUUUACAAUUAUAAUUUUGUUAUUCCAUAAACAUAGUUCACACCACA